Messenger RNA from Brassica napus (rape), 1796 nucleotides. RefSeq names its product homeobox protein knotted-1-like 3. Gene Ontology annotation, cellular component: nucleus. Lineage: Eukaryota; Viridiplantae; Streptophyta; Magnoliopsida; Brassicales; Brassicaceae. Gene Ontology annotation, molecular function: DNA binding. The record is from RefSeq and is a predicted model, not a curated record. Gene Ontology annotation, biological process: regulation of DNA-templated transcription. The coding region runs from base 242 to 1510 and encodes 422 amino acids. The transcript has 6 exons.
UAAUGUCUCUCGCUCGUCUCAGCUCUGUGGAGUCUGCACACCCUUAAACGUUUUCUCUGUCACUUUUUCGAUUAAAUAAAAGAAAAAAAAGGUUUUUAUGUGGAUUGAUAAUAGAAACAUAUGAAACAAUCGUCAUAAUAAGAAGCAGAGAUUCACCUUCUCCUCCUUCUUUCUUUAUCUUUCCCUCUCAGACACACAGGAGAUUCGAACACAACAACAACAAAAAAAGUCAAACAAAACGAUGGCGUUUCAUCAGAAUCAUCUCUCUCAAGACCUCUCUUUCAAUCACUUCACCGACCAACACCAACCUCCUCCGCCUCCUCCACCUCCUCAACAACAACAACAUUUCCAGGACGCCGCGCCUCCCAACUGGCUCAACACGGCUCUCCUCCGCUCCGACAACAACUUCCUCAACCUCCACACGACCGCCGCCAACGCCACCGCCGCGAGCAGCUCCGACUCUCCUUCCUCCGCCGCCGCCGUCGCCGCUAACCAGUGGCUGUCCCGCUCCUCCUCCUUCCUCCAACGCACCGCAAACAACAACAACAACAACGCCGCAGCCUCCGUCGUCGGAGACGUCAUCGACGACGUAACCGGAGGAGGAGCCGAGCAGAUGCUGAGCGGCGGCGAGAACAAGAACGACGGUGGAGGAGGAGGAGAAGGAGUCGUGAGCUGGCAGAAUGCGAGGCACAAGGCGGAGAUCCUCUCUCAUCCUCUCUACGAGCAGCUUCUGUCGGCGCACGUCGCGUGUCUGAGAAUCGCUACUCCGGUCGAUCAGCUGCCGAGGAUCGACGCGCAGCUCGCUCAGUCGCAGCACGUCGUCGCCAAGUACUCGACUCUAGGAGGCGGCGGGCAGGGACUCGUCGGCGACGACAAGGAGCUUGACCAGUUCAUGACGCAUUAUGUGCUGCUUCUGUGUUCUUUCAAAGAGCAACUGCAACAGCACGUGCGUGUUCAUGCGAUGGAAGCUGUGAUGGCUUGUUGGGAGAUUGAGCAGUCUCUUCAAAGCUUAACCGGAGUGUCUCCUGGUGAAGGAAUGGGGGCAACAAUGUCUGACGAUGAAGAUGAACAAGUAGAGAGCGAUGCUAAUAUGUUCGAUGGGGGAUUAGAUGUAUUGGGUUUUGGUCCUUUGAUUCCUACUGAGAGUGAGAGAUCUUUGAUGGAACGUGUUAGACAAGAACUCAAACAUGAACUCAAACAGGGUUACAAGGAGAAGAUAGUAGACAUAAGAGAGGAGAUACUGAGGAAGAGAAGAGCUGGGAAGCUACCAGGAGACACCACCUCUGUUCUCAAAGCAUGGUGGCAGUCUCAUUCCAAAUGGCCUUACCCUACUGAGGAAGAUAAGGCGAGGUUGGUGCAGGAGACAGGUUUGCAGCUAAAGCAGAUAAACAAUUGGUUCAUCAAUCAGAGAAAGAGGAACUGGCACAGCAAUCCAUCUUCUUCCACUGUCUUGAAGAACAAACGCAAAAGCAAUGCAGGUGACAAUAGCGGAAGAGAGCGGUUCACGUAGGAAAGAACAUAUAUAUAUAUGGAAGUGAAUUUGUAGCUGGAUUGGUUGGGAUUUGAAGCAAAGGGUUUUUAGGGGUUAAAGGUGAGAAAAUGAAGGAGAAGUUGGGCUUAUAUAGAAGAGAGGGGACAGUAUUAGAAAGUAACUUUUUGUGCAAUUACAACAACAUAGUACGCAGUUUGGUUAUGUGAUGCCAUGUUUUUAUUAGUAGUAAGUACACAAAUCCCAAAAGUAAAAAAAGUUGUCACUAUCAUAUGAUUUCCAUUCAAUUUUUGUUUGAUUUGUUCCA